Exophiala bonariae is the source of this 1251-nucleotide messenger RNA. RefSeq lists its product as uncharacterized. The record is from RefSeq and is a predicted model, not a curated record. NCBI's taxonomy places the organism in Eukaryota, Fungi, Ascomycota, Eurotiomycetes, Chaetothyriales, Herpotrichiellaceae. The transcript has 3 exons. Bases 1 to 1251 code for a protein of 416 amino acids. Gene Ontology annotation, cellular component: nucleus. Gene Ontology annotation, biological process: DNA-templated transcription. Gene Ontology annotation, molecular function: DNA binding; zinc ion binding.
AUGGUAGGUGGUACGAAGCUGCAGUGGGCUAUGCCAAUCGAUCUUGGAACUGGCCAAUCUCGUCACGGAUCUGCCUGGAUCAAGAUUGGGAUAGCCGUGCGAAUUGCGCAGGACAUCGGCUUGAUGUUAGACGCCGCGCCUCACCUUCCAUAUGCCGAGCAAGAAGAACGACGGAGGGUCUUUUGGUCCGUUUAUUUACUUGACCGUCUUGUCUCAUGUGGUCGCGGCAGGCCUCCAGCAAUUGUCGAUGCGUCUUGUCACCUGCAACUCCCUUGUGAUGAUCUCACCUGGAAAACCGGUGCUUGGAAGAAGACACCAACAUUGGAUGAACUAUCGAAUCGAACCUUGUUACAUGUUGAGCGUCAAGGCCCUUUUGCCCAUGUCAUCGUCAUGUCCUAUGCUGUUGGACGAGUAGCACAGUAUAUGCUACAGGAAUUCAACAUAAGGAGUCGCUAUCCGCCUUGGGACCCAAAUUCUGAUUUCGCAGCACUCGAGCUCGAACUCAUGCACCUGGAGACUCAGUUGGAGACAACUAAAUCAGUUCACGACAUGAUCACACCCCAUAUCAGCUCAGUGGGACUUGUUGAUCAUCAAAGCGUCGGCCCCGUUAUUUUCUCACGCGCAUUGUUUCACCUGUGCUAUUGUAUGCUCCACCAUCCUUUCCUUUUGAGAGAACGACUUGAGACGAGUCAGUUGACUGCGCCUGCCAACUUUCUUGCACGUGCUUUCGAGACUGGCUGGCAGCAUGCUCAGUACAUGAUUGAACUUAUUCGCCAUGCUCGACGUUUAGGCUGUGUGUUCCAGUCUUCUUUUAGUGGGUACUGCAUGAUAGUAGCAGGGUCAAUCGCUGCCUUGAAUGUCCAUAACACUGUAACAGCUACAAGGGCUACAGCUGAAGCACUGGUUUAUGAGUCAAUUGCCUAUCUUGAAGACGUGGGACAAUAUUGGCCCAAUGUUUCCACGAUGGCCCAAUUGCUCCGACACAUCGCUGAAAAUGCUCAUCUCUUCAGACAGCUAUCAUGCGACCAGCCUCAGAUCCAACCAUUGUCACAAGCUACUUCCGAGACAAUGUGGUCACUUGUUGACUACAGCACAAUGUCAAACGAUGCACCCACUGGUUUGAUGGAGAACCAAUCACAUGAGACAAAUCUGUGGUUCGAUUCUUGGUUCGGGAUGUUCGGUAACAUCGAAACCGAGCACGAUUUCGGCGUCCCUCGGAUCGAUGUGAACCCUUCGAGCUCUGUUAGUUGA